Molecule: messenger RNA, 798 nt
Organism: Glycine soja
Lineage: Eukaryota; Viridiplantae; Streptophyta; Magnoliopsida; Fabales; Fabaceae
Product: ubiquitin-related modifier 1 homolog 2-like
Exons: 4
Coding region: 197-496 (99 amino acids)
Biological process (GO): tRNA thio-modification; protein urmylation
Cellular component (GO): cytoplasm; nucleus
Molecular function (GO): protein tag activity
Source: RefSeq, a predicted model, not a curated record
UGAUGAGCAUUGAUGGUGCGGUUAAGUUUGUGCUAUAUAUAUGUUGGUUUCUGUGGUUGCGUAAGAAUAAAAAGUGACGGCUUUUGAAGUUUGAUUCUGAAGAGGGAAGAGGUUGUGCUGCUUCUCUCUUCCUCUCUCCUCUUUAGCUUGUUUCUCUCUCUGGGGUUUUGGGGGUUCUGUGGAAACGUUGUGAAACAUGCAGCUGACACUUGAAUUCGGAGGGGGAUUGGAACUUCUUUGUGAUUCCAAGAAGAUUCAUAAUGUCAAUAUUGAGCAACACAAUGGAGAAGACAAGUUAAUCAUGAAAGAUUUGCUUGCUUGGGUACGAACCAACUUGAUUAAGGAGAGGCCUGAAAUGUUCAUGAAAGGAAAUACUGUGAGACCUGGAGUUCUUGUCCUUGUGAAUGAUUGUGAUUGGGAGCUAAAUGGUCAGCUCAACACAUCACUGGAAGACAAAGAUGUGGUGGUUUUUAUAUCAACCCUGCAGGGUGGUUAGGGCAUAGUAGUGUUACCAUUGCUUUUAUGAAGUCAUAGUGAACUAUGAUAAUUAAACAAUGUGGCUAUCAAAUGAAUGAAUCUAGUUAAUAGCCUAGUAUGCAAGGUGCUCUUCACAGUCUUUAAUUCUACCGAAAUCAAAUUUGGUUAUUAAAAUUUACGGAUUUUGGCAAGGAUGUGAUACUUGUCUAACAAAGUAACAUUUACUUGUUUGAUCCAACGGAACUUGGAUGAUGAUGUAUGUAUCUUUGGUUAUGGCGUUGUAUACCACUGUAAGGUCUGAUCCACGAUUUGCUUCACUAA